Vicia villosa (hairy vetch) is the source of this 1049-nucleotide messenger RNA. RefSeq lists its product as uncharacterized. NCBI's taxonomy places the organism in Eukaryota, Viridiplantae, Streptophyta, Magnoliopsida, Fabales, Fabaceae. The record is from RefSeq and is a predicted model, not a curated record. The transcript is spliced from 3 exons. The coding region runs from base 172 to 513 and encodes 113 amino acids.
UUUCUAAACCCAAUUUUCAACAAAACUCUUCUAAACAUAAAUUUUAUAUUACAUCAGGUUUAUUCUUCUCAAAUCUUCCAUUCUCCUUCUCAAACACUAAAAUCCUAACCUUCUCUGAAACAAAGUCUUCCCAAAUAUUCCCUUAUUCGAUUCGCAUUCAAAUGCUUGUUUAUGAUUGUGUGUCACAGCAAAUGCUCCUGUUACAAGGGCUUUCAUCAUCGCUUCAGCGCUUUUCUCAAUCUUCUUUGGGAUCCAAGAUCGUUUCAACACUUUGGGCUUGUCGUAUCAGAAGAGCAAAUGCAGAUGACGAACAUCCACACUUUGGAAAGCGAUUUCAAUUCAGUGAAAUCUGAAAUUGCGCAAGUGGUUGGAGAUACGGAGAAGAUGAAUAAGUCUAAGGUUGAGAUAUGCUCGACGAUACUGGAAAACCAGAAAAAGCUUGCUGCCUUGGAGUCUGAUUCAUCCAGACUUACGCAGGUAAAUAGGAUUGUGUCCAUUGAUAGAUCUUGUUAAAGUUAUUUCCAUUUACAAUGUGAAACUGAAAGGAUGAUGAAUCUAACUUUUUAUGACUGAACUUGGAUUUUGUUUUUUCUGUUGUAAAUUGUAAUCAAUGGUCCUUUCUAGUAGAAUGCAUGGUAUAUUUGGUUUCAUCAGUUAUUGUUUUGGCAUUUAGGAAAAUAUAAACAGUUUAUAUCAAAUACACUUAGAUUUAGCAAUUUAUUUCUGCUAUGACAUCAUUGACAUGCAUGCUGAAAAACUAUUUACAUUCUCAACAUAAAAUUAGAAUUUGAGGUGGAUGUGAAGAAAAGAGAGGACCUGAUUGUUUCUACCUUUUCUAUUGGGACUCAAAAUAGAAGUUCAAAAUUUGAGGUGUAUAUUGAAGUUCAAAAUUGAGAAACUGGAAUCUGAAUGUGAAGUAAAUAGAAAGCAGGGUUAAGUCCAUGGAAACUGAAGUGGAUGAUCAGAAUCUUAGGUAAGUUUUGGAGAGUAUAGAAUAAAGAUCUUCGUAUGUUGAUGACAGAGUUUAUGAAACUGUUGUUUAUGUCUUG